UUAUGGAGCCUCUGAGUCGACAGAAUGAAACUCUCCACUGUUGUGAUAGUUCUCCUGACUAGGGCUCUUAUUGGAGAGCUGGCCACUGCAUUAAAUGUGACCGUCACCCCGGGGCCCAUCAGCAUGUGUCUGGAAGGAGACAACAUCACGCUGUCCUGUUUAGUAUCUCAAAAGAAGAGAAGCAGCAGUCUGCUGGUGCUCCGCUGGCUCUACCUGCCCACCCCUGAAGAUGAACACCUCGUGGUCCGGAUGGGCAUGAAGAAAGCCAAGUAUUACGGCAACUACAGCAAACGCUUUCCCCAGACCAAAUUUCUUCUUUGGGAGGAGAUGGAUGGCCAGGUCUUCCGUCUGAUGAUCUUGAAUAUGACCACAGAGGAUGGAGGCAACUACACGUGCAAAGCGCAGGAAAUACGGAAGCACAGAAAUAAAUGGAGGUCAUCGGCAAAUGGAACGGGGAGCGUGGAAUUACGAGUACAUCAUAUACCAAGCACAAGAACAACUGAUGUCAUAUGGCGUAUGUUUGAAGAUUUAUACCUGUGUGCGGUGCUCAUUUGCUCCAUUGGACUCAUUUGUAUAUUUGUUUUUGCCAUGACUAUCACAUGUCAGCAUCUACGGCAAAAACGAAGCCUACAAGCCAGUUAUUACCUAGUAAAGUGCCCAGAAAAUAGCUCUGGAGAAACAGUAACCAGUGUGGCCAGCUCCUCUCCCGCAAUGCACAGAAAGGAGAAAAGACACAAACCAGAGUUCAGAGACAUCACUUCACUACACUACACAACUACGCCCGUAUCAGCACCACAGAUCCCAGCGAAAGCACCUGUACCCAGGAAGCCACGUAGAACAAAACUUUUAAAGCCACAACAUACAAAGACUCACAUGUCAAGGGUGGCAGACGACAGCCUGACCUAUGCAGAACUGGAGCUGGUUAAACCAAAGCCGGAGCUGAAAACAGAUUCCACCGGAUGCCCACAGCUCGAGUCCAACACAAACUGCACAGGAACAGUAUAUGCCCAAAUACUCUUUGUUGAGAAGCAAGUGUAAAUAUGUAUUUUAAGAGAUUCAUACCAAAAUUAUUUAUGAGAUUUUAAAUAUUUUGUACCUAUACGUAUGGGUGUUCUGUUAUUUUACGUGUACUAGUAUUACUAGUAUUACUAUUAAUAUGUUUAAGCAACACCAUGUUUUGUACUGAUAUACGGUAUAUUUCGCCACAUUUAUGUCGCAUUUAGGUAAAAUUUGAGGCCUGGUUUUUAUGACAAAAACACUGUUGGAUUUAACCAAACAUGCAUAAUUGUUUAUGCAGUUUUGUAUGAGAGAUGUAUUUUGAUAUGUGGAAAUAAAAACGAUGAGAAAAUAGUACACUUACUUAUGUCAGAAUAUACUGACUGUAUUUUUUUGUUGUUGUUGUUGGUUCACCUUAAAAUGGUUACCAUUUAAUUCAACUUAAAAAUACUAGUUAACUCAAUGAAUUUCUAGGCUGAAAAAAGUCGUUGAGUUGACUUAUAUUUUUAAGUUGAAUCAUUUCAAAAUUUUAAGGCAACCAGGUAACUUAUUAUGUUGAACCAACAAAGUUUUACAGUUCAGAAAUGGUCAGAACUCUACAAAGCUUUGAAUGACUAAUUAUAAACAUUUACAAUCUGAAAUGUAAUCCAAUUGAACGCAUUUUAAAUUCAAAUUGUAAAACUUUUAAGAUAAAAAUAUAUUAAGAGAAAUACUUUUACAUUUUCCCACAACUUUAACAUCCUUUGCUCUUGCUAGUUCAUAGUUGGUGUGAUGAUACUGAAGAAUAACUUUUAUGAGUGCAAAAAAUCCACGUAGUCUCUCAAAGAAUAUUUCUUCGUUAAAAUUGCAUUGACAAUAAUACAAAAACAAGCUAAACUCUGCCUAAAAUAGUUUUGAAUUAGAUUCUUAAACGGGGGGCGCAGAUACUUCAGGUGGGGCGCGACGGUUCCCCGACACCCCAACCUUUGGAACUCGACCUCGAAUGCACGGACUAACGCGAUUGCGCAAGGUUCUUUAAAUGGGUUUACGGUGAGGUGCAACCGAGAAAAGGUUG
Molecule: messenger RNA, 2050 nt
Organism: Triplophysa dalaica
Lineage: Eukaryota; Metazoa; Chordata; Actinopteri; Cypriniformes; Nemacheilidae
Gene: vstm4a
Product: V-set and transmembrane domain containing 4a
Exons: 8
Coding region: 25-1038 (337 amino acids)
Source: RefSeq, a predicted model, not a curated record